Neofelis nebulosa (Clouded leopard) is the source of this 4465-nucleotide messenger RNA. It is a transcript of the gene TMEM72, whose product is annotated as transmembrane protein 72. The record is from RefSeq and is a predicted model, not a curated record. Lineage: Eukaryota; Metazoa; Chordata; Mammalia; Carnivora; Felidae. The coding region runs from base 641 to 1468 and encodes 275 amino acids. The transcript has 5 exons.
AGCUAAGUAUAACUGGUCAGAGUCCAAAUCUAACAUGGCUGCAAAGCUUUCUAAUCCACCUAUAUGCAGAAGAAUAGAAGCUUGGAGCUCAUUUCAUGAGUUGUUUCUGCUAGUGAUUUAAAGACACAGCUUUCUCUUCCACACGAAACGGUCACCUCUAGACAAUGACUUCCCCGGACCCUGUGGGCCUGAGGUCCAGGUGUGACUUUCUCAGAGCUGACCAGUAAGGAAGGGCCUGGGCUGGCUCCUCGGCUCUCCCCUCCCACCCAGAAAUGGUUAAUUGCCAGCUCCAGGCUGCCUCCAGCCCAGCCCUAAUUGGCCCGAUCUCAAGCGGCCGUGCUGGAGCGGCAGCAACUCUGGGCCAGGCCGGAGCUGCGCGGAGCGAAAGGGGCACUCUUCCAAGGUAAUGAUUAAGCUGAGCUUCUGGCAAGGGCACAGGCAGCAGAGCCGGGAAGGUGAGCCCUGUUCACACCUCGGCCAGGCUGUGGUGGCCAGGACUGGUUUGGAAGGCAGGGCCCCGGGGCACGGGGGCCCAGAGCCGACAGCCACAGCCUCCCCCUGCACACGGGCAUCCAGGAGCAUCUCAGGCCGGAGCUUCUGCUGCCUGCCCUACUAGGACCCUGUCCUCGACCCUGGCACCAUGAAGCUGCAGAUGUUCUGGACUGGGCUGGAAUACACCUGCCGGCUCCUGGGCAUCACCACUGCUGCAGUGUUGAUCGGCGUGGGCACUGAGACCUUCCUCCAGGGACGGUUCAAAAGCCUGGCUUUCUAUUUGCUGUUUAUAGGAGCUGUCAUCUCUGUGUGUGAAGGGGCCUACUUUGUGGCUCAGCUGCUGACCAUCUGCUUCCAGUGUCGGCCAGCGUCCCUGGCCUACAAAGCAAGGGAGAAAGCCCGCUGGUUGGGCUGCUUCCAGAAGUUCCUGGCAUACAUGCUGUUGUCUGUGGCCUGCUUUCUCCACCCUGUCCUGGUCUGGCACGUGACCAUCCCAGGCUCCAUGCUCAUCAUCACUGGCCUGGCCUACUUCCUGCUGAGCAAGCGGAAGAAGAGCAAGGCCAAGCCCGAGGCGCCCGCUCCCCCAGAGCAGUACACGGACCCCUCCGGCAGUGCCGUGAGCACCACUGGCUCUGGGGACACCGAACAAACGUACACCUUCCACGGGGCCUUCAAGGAGGGGACCGGCUCCCUCUUCAUCCACGUGAAGAGCAUCCUGAAGGGGACCAAGAAGCCCGGUGCCCUCCAGUGCCCGGACACCCUGACAGAGCUGACCCUGGAGCCAGCCGACUCGCUGGUCAAGAAGAAGCAGGUGCACUUCGAAGACAGCAUGGUCAGAAUCAUCCCGUCUCUCACCGAAGACCUGGACGGGGGGGACAGCGAGCCAGAGGAGACCACCUCUGACACCACCCCCAUCAUCCCUCCCCCGCAGGCCCCUGCCUUCUUGUCCUCUCUCACAGACGCCAGCCUGUUCUGAGCCGCAGGCUCCAGCCGAGGGGACACUCAGCAAGGGGUCUGCAUAGAUCCAUGGCCCUGCCUGGAGUUUCCUGACAUCUGAGGGCCCCCCUCCCAGGGAGCUUGGGGUCUUCACAGGUUAGUGCUUCGAGGGGUGACCAGACAUCCCCGUGGUAGCUGGGCUACUGGCACCAUCAAGUGGCAUGGCAGAUCCUGGAGACGCCUCUGGCAAGGCACAGAUGAAGCUCGUGCUGUCUCAAGCCAACAGAAGCUCCUCCUUCCUGCCCAGGGGGUGGGGAAGUCCCUGUGCUUUCCCCAAGAGAGACCAUCAGCCCCAUUUCACACAAGGCUGCUCCAGCCCCAAGAGCCGAUGAGCUUCUCUUGCUCCUGACACGGGGCCCAGCAAGGCCUCGUUGUCCAUCUCGAGUCAGAUGCCGCAAUCCAGCUCUGAAGGCCCAAGGAUGCAUGGGCUACUUAAGCAUCUCAAAGGCAGGUGUGAAGGCAGCCAUAGACCCCAAGCCCCAGCCGAGCUGGCUCAGGAUGUGCAGGGAAGGCACGGCUGCAGGCCCUCAGGAGGGGGGCAGCUCGAGCAGUGGGCCGCAUUCUCUGCGUGCUCUGGGGCUGGCCCUGUGCCUCCGGAGUUGCACAGCCACUCGGGGACACAAUGCCACACUGUGCUCCCUGCAGGGAAAACCAGGCCGGAUGAGUGAGGCUCAUUCCAGAAGCAUCACUGAGAACUCCCUGCCUCCCCACCACAUAAACUUUCCCGAGAUUCCAAGUAGAUGAUGUAAACUGAAAGGUCCUGAAAGCCGACGACAAUCCGGCGGUGAAGACCGCAGCACAGGACACAGUACCUCGGGCAUGCAGGGACCACGGGGGUGGUGCCCUGGAGACACUCAACACAGAGAGGUGGCCCCGCCACGUGUGGGUGAGGGUGCGUGGUGGCAGAAUAGGUGACAAAUGCACAUUUGUUUAAAAUGUAAGGGGGGAAAGAGGAAGGAAAGAGGGGGGAGAUAGGAGAGGGGGCGGGCAGGCUAGCCCUCUGCCCCUGGGCUGUGGAAGUGACAGUCCGCUUAGAAUGAAGGAAGAAAUUCGAAUCAGACCUUUCCUAAAGGAUUUUCACCAUGGUAUUUGUUUCUAAAGAGCGUCCUCUGGUCCGUGGGAUUGUGGCAAGGAGGAGCAGACCCGUUACCCUUGGGAAGCAAGCUCGAUGAAUGGGCAAGCUCAAAAAAAUAGUUACACUGUUGACCAGUUUGUGCCACAGCAACUCCUCCAGCACUUGCUCUAGGUUCUGGGUAAGAAACACGUGUUCCUUCCGCCUUCCCUGGGAGUCACACGGCAAAUGUGUGGGAAUACAGCCAGUCCAGUCAUCACUUUGGUGCCAGAAUCCCAUAGGUGUUGCAAACGAGCAGCCCUUUUCCUGCACGAAGCCAGGUCUCCUGUAAAACCAAGUGAGAAAAAAACAAAGAAAUAUGUUCCCAUGAACCCUCGAUGCCGGAAGCGGCAGAGCUGUUUAGCUGCCACCAAAGAAGAGCUUCAGGGUCCCAGGGUCCCCGGGGGAGAGUAAAGAACAUUGGUAGACAGGGACGGCCCCCAGCUCCUACCGGGCCAGGUGUCCCAGGAAGGCCCCCGGUGCACAGAAGGAGCCCACGUGGAGAGGGGGCAGGGCUUCUGCAUCCGUCACACGUGGAGGGGGACAUGAUGGGCACAGACACCCCCCCAGUAUAGGCAUGGCAGUCUUCUGGGGAACCCCAAAACUUCUGCUCUGUUCUCAGAACCCAAGCCAGUAGAGUGGAAUGGAUGCCCAGGUCACAAGAAGCCAACGCUGAAGUGUGAUAUCAGAGUAUCAGAUUUCUAAUAAACUUCUAUAAACCCAAGGGGUAGAGCAUUGCUUGGUAUGGUCCCUAGAGGGAGCUGCACGUUGGGGGCUCCAGGUGACACAGUGUGCGUACCAUCCUGUGACAUCUGGGCUUCCUGGUGCCCGUCCUCAGUUAAGGGAGAGUCUGCAGGGCUCUGGAGCAAGAGGUUGGGACAGUUACGGUCUCGCCUCGCUCAGCAAAGUAAAGCUCUCACUCUUACUGCCGCCCAAAACCACAACAAAGCUGGGAUGAGGUCGUUAAAUAGGCUGCAGCCCGUGCCUCUGUCAGUAGACCAGACGAGAAAGUGGCACCUCGUGAAAAGCAGAUGAAUACCACAUGUCGCCAUUUGACUCUCGGCCGAGACUCUCUCCACCCACGUCCUCAUCCCCUGCUAUCCCUGUGAAGAUGGUAUAAUGGCCCUUAUCCCUGACAGGGACAAAGACCAGAGGGACUGACCCUGGCCUGUCCCGUUCCCUUUCUCAGCAGAAAGUGGAGCAGACAUUCCGUAGAUGUGGAACAGGGCAACUGGCCGAACAGCGUUGGGCUGGGAUCGUUGGCUCUGCCGCUAACAUGCUGGUUGACCUUGGCCAGCCUUCCUCAGGUCGCUGGUCUCGGGUUCUCGCCGUAGCGUGUGGGAAUAACAGCUUUCUCUCAGGGUUGGUGCAAUGACUCAACUGAGAAAAGUGGGGAAAAUGAUGUUCAGAUUACACACCACCCAUGUCCAACGUCCCCAUCGCUGUGGGGGCCUCACACUGUGUGUGAGUGCUCUUCAAGGAGGCCCCAAAGUAAGGAAGCACUGAGGAAACACCACCAGCAUAUGUCUCAGCGGCAAGGCCACUCCAGAGUCCCUUGCUUGAGCCUCGGAAGGGUGUAGCCACCAUCCUCCGGCUUCGACAGAGAGCCACAGCGGACCCUCAAUCGUGAGGACCCAUGCCCUGGGGACCAUCCAAGAUGUCCUCUCUGACUCCCAUCAGUACUAAGGGUUGUUUUCCUUUUUUCUUUUUUCCAUUUUUUAGUUUUUAAGAUGUAUUUAUUGAGAUAUAAUUCACACACCAUGAAAUUCACCAACUUAAAGUACACAAUUAAAUGGUUUUUGGUUUUUGUAUAGUCAUCAUCAGAUUCAUCACAAUCUAAGUUCCCAAAAUUUUCAUCAUUCCCCC